Messenger RNA from Penicillium taxi, 420 nucleotides. RefSeq names its product cornichon family protein. Gene Ontology annotation, cellular component: COPII-coated ER to Golgi transport vesicle; endoplasmic reticulum membrane. Gene Ontology annotation, biological process: endoplasmic reticulum to Golgi vesicle-mediated transport. NCBI's taxonomy places the organism in Eukaryota, Fungi, Ascomycota, Eurotiomycetes, Eurotiales, Aspergillaceae. Bases 1 to 420 code for a protein of 139 amino acids. The transcript has 4 exons. The record is from RefSeq and is a predicted model, not a curated record.
AUGAUGUCUGGCGAAGCGUGGCUUUACCUGUUGUCGGUGUUGAUCAACGCCGUCAACCUCUUCUUGCAGGUCUUCUUCACGAUCAUGUAUAGCGACUUGGAAUGUGACUACAUCAAUCCCAUCGAUCUGUGCAACCGCCUCAACGCCUACAUAAUCCCUGAGGCUGCCGUCCACGGCUUCCUGACUAUCCUCUUCAUCAUCAAUGGCUACUGGGUCGCCAUCGUCCUGAACUUGCCCCUUCUAGCCUACAAUGCGAAGAAGAUCUAUGACAACCAGCACCUGCUGGAUGCGACAGAGAUCUUCCGCAAGCUGAAUGUGCACAAGAAGGAAUCGUUCAUCAAGCUAGGAUUCCACCUCUUGAUGUUCUUCUUCUACCUCUACAGCAUGAUCGUCGCUCUGAUCCGCGACGAGGGCCACUGA